AAAUUUGUAAGCAUGGAUUCAACUUUUAACUAUUAACAAAACCAUAACAAAAAGAACUGGCUACUUAGCUUGGCCUUUAAAUAGAGCGAUGAUAUAGGUUAGCUUCAUAGCUUUCAGUAUGGGAAAUAGGGAGUGAAGCUGAAUGAAAAAGAAUUCUCGCAAUUUGAAAAGUUUAUACCUUUGUCUUGCAUCCAGCAAACAUCCUUUCGCAGUAGCAGAACAUGUGAUUUGUUGUGUGGUGCUGCCAUUGGUGAUAUUUUUAUAGGCUGUAAAAGAUACCAUGGAUCCCAUUCACAGAAGUGAUACCCUCCGAGAUGGCAGUCUUAGAAUUCUCCACAGUUUCAUAACAUGUGUUAAUCCACAAUCUGUGAUGCUGUAAUGCCUCCCAAUGUCUGAGGCAGUGGCAAAAUUGGAGACACGGCAGGACUCCGGGAACUUGUGUUCUCAAGUUGUGACAGGAGAGGCCCGUUUACGUCAACUUGAAGCACUGUUCCUUGGUGGUCCUGUGCAGGGACAGGGCCAAUGCUUCAGUAUAGAAACUUUGCUGGAUGUACUUCUGGUGCUGUAUGAUGAGUGUUGCAAUUCUUCUCUUAGAAGAGAGAAAACAGUAUCUGAUUUCAUCGAAUUUGUUAAACCUGUCGCAACAAAUUUGAAGGCAUUGCGCCUUUCACGUGAUGAUUUUGAGAUUAUUAAAGUAAUUGGAAGAGGAGCCUUUGGAGAAGUUUGUGUUGUAAAAAUGAAGGGUUCAGAGAAAGUGUUUGCAAUGAAGAUUUUGAAUAAAUGGGAGAUGUUGAAAAGGGCAGAAACAGCCUGCUUCAAAGAAGAAAGGGAUGUUCUGGUGUUUGGAGAUAGAAGAUGGAUCACGAAUCUUCAUUAUGCAUUUCAAGAUGAAUCAAAUUUAUACUUAGUAAUGGAUUAUUACUGUGGUGGUGACCUGCUCACAUUACUUAGUAAAUUUGAGGACCGUUUGCCUGAAGACAUGGCUAAGUUUUAUAUUGCAGAAAUGGUUCUUGCCAUUGGAUCUAUUCAUGAUCUAAGAUAUGUUCAUCGAGAUAUAAAACCAGAUAAUGUUUUACUUGAUGCUAAUGGACACAUUAGGUUAGCUGAUUUUGGAUCAUGCUUAAAAUUGUUUGAGGAUGGAACAGUACAAAGCAAUGUUGCUGUUGGAACUCCUGAUUAUAUUUCACCAGAAAUUCUUCGGGCUAUGGAAGAUGGACAGGGAAGGUAUGGUCCUGAAUGUGAUUGGUGGUCGCUUGGUGUUUGUAUGUAUGAAAUGUUGUAUGGUGAGACCCCAUUUUAUGCAGAAUCACUUGUGGAGACGUAUGGGAAGAUAAUGAAUCAUAAGAACUGCUUUGACUUCCCAACAGAUAUGGGUCUGGAAGUCUCUGAAGAAGCCAAAGAUCUGAUGAAAAGACUUAUUUGUAGUUCAGAAUUUAGGUUAGGUCAACAUGGAAUUGAAGACUUCAAGAACCAUCCAUGGUUUGAGGGCCUCGACUGGGAAACAAUACGAGACAGUCGUGCGCCUUACAUUCCAGAGGUCAGCAGUCCAACUGAUACCUCAAAUUUUGAUGUUGAUGACACUGACAUUCGAACUUCUGAUGCUGUACCUCCUACAUCAAAUGCUGUUUUUUCUGCCCUUCAUUUGCCAUUUGUUGGGUUUACAUUCACCCAGGGCUGCUCAGUUUCUGAUCUGGGUUGUAUACCAGCACAUGGAAUCACACCUUCAGAAAGACUUGAAGUUGAAAAACGAAUCUUAGAUUUGGAAGAAGAAAACUUAAGGCUUACAAAACUUCUGUCUGGCAAUGAGGAGGGAAGGUCAAGUGAUGCAGGAAGUGCAAUGAGAAAACUGCAAGAUGAAAUCAAUAUUUUGACAAAAAGGAACUGUGAGUUGGAAGAUAAAAUGAAAGAUCUUCAACAGAUAACAAAUCAGAGGAAAGAUCCUGGCACUGAAAGUGAUGUGCAACAAAAAAUAAAAGACCUUGAAAAGAACAUCAGGAUCCUAAAACAGGAAAGAGACGAAGCUCAGAAGGAAAACCUUGAUGUCCAAGAGAAAAUUAAACUUCAAGAGAAGGAACUUAAAGAUGCUCUAAGCCAGCGGAAGUUAGCAAUGACAGAAUACACUGAAGUGACAGACAGGCUGUCAGAGCUGAGACAACAGAAGCAGAAACUUUCACGUCAGGUUCGGGAUAAGGAGGAAGAGCUGGAAGUAGCUAUGCAAAAAAUUGAUAGCCUUCGACAUGACAUUCGCAAAGCCGAAAAACUUAGAAGAGAACUUGAAGCACGUGUAGAUGAAGCUAUGGCAGAGACAGCAAAAGAACGCAAACUAAGGGAAAGAAGCGAAGAAUAUUGUAAACAAAUGGAGGAAGAAAUUGAGAAGUUGCGACAGAGGAGUAUUAUAGUAGGAGCUGAUAUUUCUGUAGCUAGCCAGUCACAUGCAUCACAGGAAAUAGCAAGGUUAAAGUCUGAGGUAGAAAAGCUCCAAGUGCAGUAUAAUGAGAGCUUACAGCAGCAACAAUCAAGAUUUAAUUUGGAGUGCUCAAGCCUGAGAGAUCAAUUACAGGACUCAGAGAACAGGAGAGAGACUCUUGAAAGAGAGGUACAAGCUGUUAAGGAGAAAUUGGAUGCCACGAGACUUGAAGAUUUGACUGACAGUGAGGAGACAAUUGCAGAGCUCAAGAGGCGUCAUGAACGUGAAAGACUGAUGUUAUUGGAAGACAACAAGAAGUUGAUGAUGGACUUGGACACACUAACUGAGAGUGUAAGUCGAAUACAGAAUGAAAGAAGGCAACUCGAAGAAGAAUACGAAGAACUGAGAAGCAAGAAAGAUGCUAUCGCUCAAUGGGAGGCGCAGAUUAGUGAAAUAAUCCAGUGGGUAAGUGAUGAAAAGGACGCAAGGGGCUAUUUACAAGCAUUGGCAACAAAGAUGACUGAGGAGCUUGAGUUCCUCAAACAUGCUGGAGUGUCCAGUGCAGCCACUGCUGAUAAAAACUGGCGCAAUCGGCGAAGUCAAAAACUUGAUAAAAUGGAACUUCUUAAUCUUCAGAGCAGUUUACAAUCUGAAAUUCAGGCCAAACAGGCUAUUAGCGAAGAGUUAACAAAAACUCGAUCUGAGCUCAUUGCAGCUCAAAAGGAGUUGAGAGAUUUACGUCAGAGGUAUGAUACGUUGUCUCAUGAGGUAAAGAGGAAAGAAAUUCAAAUCAAAGAACUUCAGUCAAGAUUAGAAUCUGGUGAACCAUUUUUGGAUCGUCCUUCAUCUCAGGUAUCAUACUUAGAUCGUUUCCUAAAAGAAACACACCAUGGGGGCUCAGUAGAGAGUGAAGAGGGGGAUGUGGAAGACAACAGAGCCCCUUCAGUAACUAGUAGUAAAUCAAACUUAUCAGAACUCAGUAUAGAUCCAAAUUCAUCUUUAGGACUCGACCUUCAUACAAAGCCAGGACUUCUUGCUCAUCAGUUACCACCCAAACCGAAAUCACAUCAGUUUCUUGUUAGAACAUUUUCUUCGCCUACAAAGUGCAGUCAUUGCACAUCAUUGAUGGUUGGCCUCACUAGGCAGGGUGUAGUGUGUGAAGUUUGUGGCUUUGCAUGCCACAUUGGAUGUUGUGAAAAGGUUCCAGCUAUCUGUCCAGUUCCUUCAGACCAGACAAAAAGACCUCUUGGCAUUGAUCCUACGAGAGGUAUAGGAACAGCCUAUGAAGGGUAUGUUAAAGUUCCCAAAACGGGAGGAGUGAAAAAGGGCUGGAUUCGUCAGUUUGUUGUGGUUUGUGAUUUCAAAUUGUUCCUCUAUGACAUAUCACCUGACAGAAAUGCUCUUCCCUCAGUUUAUGUUUCUCAGGUUUUAGAUAUGAGGGAUGAGGAAUUUUCUGUGAGUUCAGUCAGAGAUUCGGAUGUCAUUCACGCAACGAAGAAAGACAUUCCUUGCAUUUUCAGGAUAACUACAUCACUUAUGGAGCCUCCGGGGUUGAAAAAUCAUACACUAAUGCUGGCAGAUACAGAGAGUGAAAAAACUAAAUGGGUUGUUGCUUUAAGUGAACUUCAUAGAAUACUGAAGCGGAACAAUUUACCCAACAGGACAGUUUUUCGAGCAAAGGAGUUGCUGGAUAAUACACUAGCUUUUAUAAAAAAUGCAAUGUCAGGGGCCAUUAUAGAUCCUGAUCGUCUAGUCAUUGGAACAGAGGAGGGUUUGUUCUGCUUGGAUCUUGAUCGAAGUGAAAUUGCCCGUGUUGGAGAAGGUAAAAAGGUGUAUCAGUUAGAAUAUAUAGUUGAGGAACAGUUGUUAGUUGUUUUAUCUGGGAAACAGAGACAUCUACGCCUGAUUCCAGUGCGGGCACUGGAUGGUGAUGAUGUAGAAUGGAUUAAAGUAGCUGAAACAAAGGGGUGUAUCACCUUUGCAACAGGGGUAAUGAGACGUGCACCUCAACUUGGCUACUGCCUUUGUGUUGCCAUAAAAAGACAGAAUACAUCUCAGCUAAUUAUAUAUGAAGUAACACGUACGAAGACACGGCAUAAACGUCUGAGAGAAAUAAUGUUACCAACUCAAGCACAGACUCUCAAUGUUUUUAGUGAAGGCAGGCUCUGUGUUGGAUAUCAGUCUGGGUUUAGCAUAUACAGUAUUACUGGUGAUCAAAAUGCCUUAUCCUUGGUGCAUCCUGACAAUCAGCUACUUGGUUUCUUAGCAUACAGUGCUGUAGAUGCAAUGCGUGCAAUAGAAUUGUCAAGGGGAGAGUUCCUCCUUGUGUUUCAAACAUUAGGGGUGUAUGUUGAUGCACAAGGCAGAAAAUCUCGUGAUCGUGAAAUCAUGUAUCCUGCCAUUCCUACUGCUGUUAGUUAUUGUGAUGGACAUCUCUUGGUGUACAGUGAAACUCAUGUAGAUGUUUUCAACUGUGCAACUGGAGAAUGGGUACAAACAAUAAAUGUAAAGAAAUCAAGACCACUAAAUGUUACAGGAACCCUUAGUAUUUGUGUUAUAAAUGACAUGCCACACAUAAUCUACCUGAGUAAUGUUCAUCAACGUGAGUUAAUAAAUGUUACUCAGUGUGAUGCUUCUGGCCGCCCAGUUCCAAGACCAAGGCGUAGGUUUUCAUUAAGAGAAGGUCACAGGGCUGCAAGAACGACAGACAGGCGCUCUAAAAUGAUAUCAGCUCCAACAAACUUCAAUCAUAUAAGUCACAUGGGCCCGGGUGAUGGAAUUCAAAUUCAGAGGCUGUUGGACCUACCUACAACGCUGGAAACUGCAGAUCAGACUUUGGCAAGUCCACAGCAACUUCAGGGAAGUCAGCAGAGGCUGUUCCAUUCAGGAGCAAAGCUGGCACAUGCUCCACCCAGACAUCCUUCUCACUCAGAGCAGCGACGUAUUCCAGGGCAUACACAGCGUCCAGCUCAAACAUAUUCAGGUCAUAACGGUUCUACAUCGUCACGUCGUUCAGCUGCUCCACCUAGGCCUGCUGUUACACCACCCUCAUUGCCAAGAUCUCCGGAUGGUCCACCAAUGGAUUCAGAGUCUUCCCUUCUGCAUCAUCAUGCAUCACUGGCAUUGGGUAGCGUACCUUCUCUACAUGAAGUGGGCAAGGACCAGACUGUAAGUGGUGGCAGUCCACGACAUUCAAUAGCUUCCAACAAUAGCAGCAAUCCAAGUACACCACCAAGUCCUGGCCAUGACCACGGGUCUUCGAGCUAUGACAGCUAGUUUAAUUUAUUGGUCUGUACAUAAACUGUUGGGAAACAAUCUCGCAUCAAUGAUAUCUGAUGCUAUUAAGCUGUGUGUUAUUUUCAUUAACAUUUUGGCAAAAAGGAGAGGCAUACAGAUGGUAUAAUACAGAACGCAUUUGUCAGUACUUGUGUAACGUAAGUAAAACAUAUUAUUUUACAUUUAGUCAUUUGCUUUUCCUUCAUAAUAUCACUAAUUUAAUUUUGUUUGUUUUUCUCAUUUCCAAGACUUUUUUGAGUAAGCAUAAAUACAUAUGUAUAUGAGGAGCAGCAUGGCCUUUAUUUUUCAUCAAUGUGUGUUAGGCCUUUUGCUAAUUUUUAGGUGAAAGAAGCUCAUAAAUUUGAAAAUCUGGUAUGUAAUCAUUAAUUUUCUUUCAUUUUGUGUUAUACGCAGUUGUUAUUUACACCCUGCAGGUAAAGAACAGUUUUGUAUAGAGGAUGAUAAUCAUUGUAAGUUAAAUUUGUUGCAUCUCUCAGUAUUUUUAAAUUUUUCUAUGAUUCCAUGUAUCUUUUCUUUGUGAUGUUGCAAAUUCUAGUACUUACAUUAAAAUCAGAAUAUUUUGUACAUAAGUUGCUUAUGUUGAAAUGGGUCGAGUCUUGAAGAGUCAUGCGGAAAUUUGCAAAGUCAAAUUUUAUUUCAAGUUUAGUUUACUGGUAUAUAAUGUAGUACAAUUUUAAUGGAAAAUUUCCAUUGUAAAAAUUUGGAACAAAGUUGCCAAGCACAUUUUGUUUCCUUUUUGGUUUUGUUUAUAUAUGUAAGUGUUUGCAUUCUGUAUUGAGAUAUGAGGGACUUCCAAAUACAAUUUGUGAUUAUUUUUAGUGAGACUACAAAAAUUGACUUUACAUAUGUGGAAAAUGUAUAUUAUAUUUAUUAACAUUGUCGGUAGUAAAGGACUAGGUGGCCCUACCUCAUUUGGUACAUAGCUGUGGUAGGAGGAUUGUGCGUGUAUGUGUGUGCAUGUGUCUUCGGAAUGAAUUAGUGGAUGUUAAGAGUGCACUAAAAUGAGUGAAGUAUGGGCCCUUUUGUAAAAUAGCAUUUCAUUACAACUGUGUAUAUGUUUUCUGUUCAUUUUUUAAGAAUAUGAUUAUAGUUUUAUUUUAUCAGGGAAUGCUAACAAUAAUGGUGAAAUAAUCCAAUGCCUAACUGUACAAAUUUUUAAGCAGUAUGUUUUGUAAUUCAGUCAUAUUCUGCAACUUCAAAUUUUAUAUUUAAAUAUAUUUAUUAUCAUUGUGUAAUCCUUCUGAAACAAUUCUCAUUGAUUUAAAUAAUCCAAAUAUUUAUAUUACAUUAGAUAUUUUCAUUUGUGUACAGGAAAUGUGCUGCAAGGUUCCUUAAAAUUAUUGUACAGCUAAAAACUGACUGAAGGGGAAUAUAUACCGCAGCAAAAAUAAUUGAUUACUUAUUGUAUUGGUGCUGAACUUUUACACAAGUAGAUUGUCCUGUGCUGUAAAGUGUGCUACAAUAAUGAAAUGCCUAGAUAUUGUUUUUUCACAAUCUUAUGUAAAGUUUAAGGGAUAAGUGGAAAUUCAUCAGGAGUGCUAACUUACUUCUUUGCUACUCAAUUGCAUUGUCUGAAACUGUUUAAAAAUUCAGUACCAUCGAUCAUGGUGUGUUGGGUGAUAAGUGCCUAUAGAUAGAUAGCAUCUUUUUUUAUCUUUCCCAUGAGCUCACCUCUCUCUCUCCAGUUUUUGUUUCCACAACAAAUUUAAGCAGCGUUCAUGCCAUGAAGCUGUUAAAUAUUAAAUCAUUGUCUCAUUUUUUAUGUGAGCUAUAAGUAAAUGUCUUAUUUUCCAAGAUGUGUUGAACUAUGAAUGUAUCAUGUUUGUGGACUAGUUGUUCAUUGUGCAUUAGUAAUUUAUUUUAUUUAGAACUUCACAUGAUUUAUGUAUCAGAUUUAGGACAGCACUUACAGAAAAAAAGGGCACAAUUCAUUUCUGUAGUAAAAAUCUAACUCACACCCUUUAAGUUUUGACAGAGGGACUUUGUUGCAGGAUCACAGUACACACUAGGUGCUGCACUAAUGUCUGGGAUAUUCUGAGUUUUAAGUCAUAAUUUUUUUUAAUAUCAGGGCAUUUUGUAUCAGUAAUAUAAAGGUUAUCAUUGUACUUCUGUGCCCGUAUAAAUUUUCAUGUGAGGUGGAAGCAUUUUUCUUUCUUUCAUUGCCUGUGAGAUAUGUUGGAAAUUUAUAAUAAAUUUAGAAGUUUAAAUGACAUGACAAAUUUAAUGAAUAGAAAUGUAAAAAAAUUACAGUUUCAACAAUAUGCUCAGGAUUGAAAGCAGUGGUUAGUAGUUGAGAAAGUAAUAUCUGUGAUAAAGUUUAUUCUAGAUAGAGUACCCACUGUCUGAAUAGAGUUUUUUUAUCUCCCAUGAGAAUAAUCUACACAGAUGUGUGAUUGGCUGUUGCAUUAUUCUCACUGUAUUAGUUAAAAUUCUCCCUGUAACAUACUUCAGUUACUGUGAUCACUGUAUUUUCAUUUUUGAGUAUAUCUGCCUUUGAAAGAAUUUUAAUGUUGCUUGGUAUUCUAACACUUCCAUUAAUAGUUCAUGUCAUAAUUCUUACAUGUAUAAGCUAUAACCUGCAUAUUUUCCUUUUAUUGUCUUCUUUAUCUAAUUUUUUUAACACUGCUUGUAUGAUUUUUAUGUCUGAAUCUCUCCUAUUAUUCAACAGUAAACGUUUUUCAGUCAGAUUUAGGACUGCUUAAAAAUGCAAUCACCAGUAAAAUUUAAAUGAUGAUAGAGUUAUUCUUAGUACCAGUUUCUGGCUAGUUCAUAUUUAAUGAACAAAACAAAUCAGUAAGUUUCUCUGACUUUCAUUUCACUCAUAGCAUUCAAUUUUGUGACCAUUUAUAACAAUAAAUUAAAUUUUGGUUACCAGGCUAUCCAGUAAAAUAGCUGUGAAUGUGAACUACACAUCCAUUUCGCAUGUGUCACCAAAGAGUAGUUGGUGGUGUCUUUCAGAAUUUGUAUGAAAACAUUUUGUUUUCAAUGAAACAUAGCUUGUCUUUUCGUAAAUUUGGCUACAUUGGUGAUAUCAAGAUGGAAUUAAAAAGAAAGCAUAACCAUCUGUAGUGUGUGUGUGUGAAAGAGUAAAUAUUUUUCAGAUUGAUAUAUUGCACUAUUUUGUCAAGACCUCACAGAGCAUAACAUUGACUUAUGAGGCACUCCACAGCAAUAAAUAUCGUAAUUACAGUUCCAGUAUUAAAUCCGUUGUUGUAUUUUUAUUGUUAAAUGGAAAGACUAAAUAUGCUGACCAUUGUAGAGAGAAUCUUCGAUGCUCUUAUGUAUUUCACACAAUGGUUGUCAUAAUAUUGACAAAAGUAUGCCUUAUUAGUGCUUGAAAAAGAGAAUGGCGUACUAACAUAUCAAACAGUGGACUGCCACCACAUCUCCAAAAAAGAAAACCCCUCACACAUUUGCAGUAUCGCUUAAGGAUAUGAAUUGUGUCAGUCAAGAUGAACAUCUUUUACUUUUUGUCAUGCAUGUAGCUGUUUCACUUUUCUUGGACACAUCAGUAUCUCAAAUAUAAUUUUAUUCUUGUGAUUGUGUUGGUUUAGAGUAAACAUGAUUUUAUAUUGAUGGCACCCAUUCAUUUGUAUGCAUUGCUGAAUUUUUUGAUGAAGUACUUAGAUCAUUUUUUUACUUUUGCCUUUCUCCUUUUCAUGUACUUUUAGUAAAUAGAACCCGUCUUGUAACAACAUUUUAGGACUAUAUUUUUAUAAUAUUAAUUGAAGCUUUCUUGGUAUUUUCAUGUAGAAUCAUGGUGUAGAAAUUCAAAGUCAAAUAUCAAGAACUGCUGCUUUUCACAGAUUUAUUUAUGUAAGGAGAUGAUUUGUAUUGAAACUUCAACCACUGACAGUUUCAAUACCACAUGGAGAGAUUUGAUGUCUGAAUGGAUUAUUUAGAUUGUUUUUUGCAUAUUAUUUUAACUCAUAUAAUCAUUUGUUAUUGAAAGCUUAGUAUCUUUGCCAGAAGCAAUAAUACUAAAUUAAUUCAGUGGAGUGUAAAUCAAAUUUUUUUCAGUUAUGAAAUCUCCUGUGCAAAACAACAGCUGUUUUCAAAACCUUUCACUGCCCAGUUAUUGGCAGUCUGCUGUCUGUUUGAGCCCUAGUCAUGUAGCGGGAGCAUUUUCCUGAAUUCAUGUUUCCCACUCCUGCAUGUUUACCUCCAGAGUACAAUAAGUUUACUUAAUACUCUGUUCCUCAAUGUUCAUUACAUAUUUGGUGCACUUUUUCUCUGAAUCUUUUUUAUGUUUGUGACUCAAUAUCACUACAUACAGUAUGUGUAAUAAUCAAAUUUAUGUAGUGUCACCAAGAACGAAAAAAUUCCAACUGUUACAUUGUGAUGAAAGCUAUCGAACAAUUGUCUUAAGAGCCCCAAAUGGAAUUUUGUAAUGGACAUUGUAUUUACCAUUCCAUUAUUUUGCGUAUGUGACAAAAUCCAUGUUGAGCAUAGCCAUGGCAUAAAGGGGAAAAAAACUGUGUGUCAAUGCAAAAAGCACAUUCCACUCUUUGGUGUACAGCUGCAUUCUAUUGAAUAAGAAUGCGGGAUGGAUUGCAUUUCCAACCACCAUGAGAGUGCAUUUCCAAUUACCUUGAGAGUAGAUGGAAAACAUAGAAUGUUAUAUAAUUGUAACCUUAAAAAUUCAUCAUCUAGUCUUAUUAAUACAACUAGAGAAUUAGAUAAAUUUCUGGCACAAAUAAGUGAAUAUGUUAGGUGUGAGAAAAUUACCUAACCUAAACCAGUGAAUAAAUCAUCAAAAAGGUUUUGAUGUUUGGAGCUCUAAGUAACAUUAGAUGUGGCAUCAUGGACCAACUUAUAAACAUAAAUUAAAGGAGUUUUUGUACGUAUGAAGACAACAUGGCUGUAUUUACUGAAAUUCAAUGAGGCUGAAAUAAUAUGAUAAAAACUAAAAGAUACAAAAGGGUGUAUCAUAAAGUCAGGCAUUCAUGUAGUACCUGCCCUCUCCUGGAAAGAAACAUUAAAAAGUCAGAAAUAAAGGGGUAGACAUGACUUCACUAGUCUGGUUAUUGGAGUCCUUCCUCCUUUUUGGCUUCAUUCAUAAGAUACAUAUCUGUUAUAACUCCAAUCUCUCCUCUCUGCCUAAAGUUUCCCCUAAGAAAAACAUGCCUAGGUUCUGAAAGCUUUGUACUGUCCAGCAGCUUUUCAAAUAUUGAUAUCCCCCUCACUAAUUGGAGAAUAUUCUUUGUUAAAACUAUAUCCAUUUACUGAUACAGGAAUUGAAACGAGGUACAUGUUGAAGAUAUUUUGGAUAUAUUAUUUAAGGUGUGCACCAAAACGUGAGUGAUUCAGGCAAUCAGAAUAAUAAGACUGACACAUUACACAGUGUAAUUUAUAAAACAAAAGCAAUUAUUAAUACCCAGGAGGGAAGUGAGAGGCACAAAUGAGUAGAAGGAAAUGAGGAAUAGUUACAGAAACAGGUAAAAGCACAGGGGUAGCAGGUAGAAGGGAAGAAAUUAAGCCUUAGAUAUGUACUGGUACGAAGUGAACGCUAUAAACUGGUAGUGGGACAAUCAUGUCAAUGGUUAUGUAAUUGUGUGUUUGGGGAGGGGGAGGAGGGACAGUUGUACACAUAAAUACAUGUUGUUUGCCACUUCUUUUGUCUCAGUUGAAUUAUUCUGAGACAAAUUCAUAAAUUGUAAAUGUUAUUUAUAAAGUCUUUUUAACAGCAAGAGUUUUGUAUUGUUGCAUUUCCCUGUAAACAUCAAGUUUUUAAUCCGUUCUCAUGUUAUAUGUGCUUUUCUUAUUUCAGCUAUGUUUUAUGUGAAAAAACUAAUUAAUCUUUAUGAUUCCACUAGAUUUUCUUCUUAUUGAUUAAGCUGUGUUCUUCAGUGAAUAGCUUCAUGCCAAUGUACUUUGUUGCCAAUGUGAGUGAGGAAUAGUCAUUGACAGACAUUAUUUAGUCACUUUUAUUUUGGUAAGCUCCACCAUAUAUCCCUUCUUGAAAUGUCUGUUAAGUCCUGUGUUGUGGAAAGUAUAGGUUACUAAUCACCUCGUAGAAGAGGCAGUGAGUCACAGACAAGCACAACAGAAAGACUGCUAAACAGUUAAGCUUUCAGGUAAAAGAAGUCUUCCUCCUGAUACAGAAAAACACACACGCACCACACAUAUAGGGCCACCCAGAGUGGUGGCCCUGUGUGUCUGAGUUGUGCUUGUGUGAAUAUGUGUUUUUUGUUUUGGAAGAAGGAUCAUUUUAUUGUCCAAAAGCUUCCAUUUUUAGCAGUGUUUUUUUGUUGUGCCUCUCUGUGAAUCAAUGCCUCGUCUAUGUAGUGAGUAGCAGUCUAUCCAUCUCAUAUAGCUGCUACCCAAUCCCGGACUUUCCACUGUUUGAUUAGGUUGUAUAUUGGAUUCACUUUAAACAAGAACAGUAUUAAAAAUAUUUCCAAAAUGUGAAGAGUAAAAAGUAACUCAGAUUGAAGCAGAUAAGGAUAUUCUACUCCUACUCCUUUUGUAAACUUUUUUACUUAAGGAGGCAAUAACAUCAUUACAGAGUAACUUCUGCCACUGAGUCUUGUAAAAUGUAAAACUGCCUCACAGAUCUUCACUAAUCAAUGUAUUUGCCAGAUAGUGCGCCAGUUGGAGUAGUACUUAAAUGUAUGACACUACCUCCUACUUGUAAAAUCCAAACUAUUACACCUAGAAUUGUUAUGGUAGUUAAAAUGCCCUGAGCUAUUAUUUUGUGUUGCCUUAGACACUCUUGAAAAUCGGAAGGUUUUUCUUACAUCUACAGAUCUUGAAAAGAGAUCAAACAUCAAAGACACAACACCUUCCUUGAAUGUAUUCUCUGCUGAUAGGAAUGAAGGUGGAUCCACAAAGCCGUAGCAUAAUAGCGUGGAAUGUUUCAGUGUGUUUGACAAACUCUUAUCACUGCUCACCAAAAAGUAUAAGCAAAUAAUUUCUUUUGAACAUGUCCCUGGUAUUUGUUAGUUCUGUGGCAAAGUGGCUUUUUUUAACAAAAUUUACCCAAUUAAUACAUGAUGGGCUGUUAAAUCAUUAUUACAAAAAUGUUCCAUGAACACAAAAAAAUGUUGGUGGUUUAUAAUCAAUAAUUUUAAAAAUUACUGCAUCUCGUCUUUUAUUGAUCCAGCUUUGAUGAAAAAUGAGCUGCAAAGAGUAAACUAGAGAACAAAAGUUACUUAAAAACCUUUAGAUUCAUUUUGCUUCUUGGCAGUUUAAUUUCCCUGCUACUCCAUAUAAUUUGUAAACCGAGCUUUUGAAAUCUCUGUUAUGUCAUUUGGUAAGAAUGCAGUAUUUUUCCAACAUUCUUUUAUUGUCAUAGGGAAAGGUUUUUAACUUAGCUGUAGUUUCCAUUUUGAUGCAGUAUAAACUGGGAGACCGUCCAUUGCUUUGUUAGUUGCUCAUGUAUGUGUGGGUUACUAAAAUGCAUAUUCAUUUUGAACAGAAAAUACUGGCUGUAAACACAGAGAGAAAUGCCACUGCGAGGAUGCAGUCGCAUACAGUUGUUGGUUUUCAUUCCAGUACUGGUUGAAUUUCUUGCAAGUAAAGUUAAUACAGUUGAAAAGCCACUGAAAUUAUAUCUUCUCUAAGAAUAAAGUUUGCCCGAAUCUCUUAUGUUCCUAAAACUGAUGUUGGAGAGUUGGUGGUGCAUGUGUUUCAGAAUGGCACUGGAGAGGUUGUACAUGUUUUAGAUAUGUGGAAAUGUACACCAGUUUAAUGCCAAAUUUGAAAUCCGAAGAGCUACAGUUUCAUUUUUUGUAGUUUAUUACCCACCACCAUACAUAACAAAAAAUAUUUUAUAGUGUAGCUUAUCAGAGUGCUCCAUUGAUCAUUGAAUCAGUAAUUGUGCAUACAAGAAGUCUAAACAAGCAAAAAUCAGUCUGGUGUCGCAGAACUAGUUUCAAAGUAUAUAACUUAGAUUUUCUGUUCUAAUAGAACAGAGGAUACUAAAAGAGUGACAGACAUUAAUCAGCUCAAAAACUUUCACUUACUUGUAUUUACCCUCUCAGUAUAUGUUAUGCAAAGACUAAUAGUUUCUAAAUAUAGUGGUAGUGUAUUAAAAAAUUUUAAGAAGUGGACAAUCACUUCAGAAAUCUGGUAACCUAAAGUAAUAUUGUCCAUUCUGCCACAGAACCCAUUACUGCAGAGAUACAGUGAUCAAACUGUUUUGUUAUGAGACUAUACUGUACGUUGUUUGAAUGGUAAGUUUGAAGAGUAUUAUUCUUACUAAUUUGCACUUGUUCAUGAGAUUCAUCAGAAAGAAUGCAAAAGAAAAAUGCUACCACUCUUAUAGAAUGGUUUAAUUCAUAUUGAACAUCGCAAAUUUUGGAACUGCUCGAAACCAGUAGCUGUCUAAGAACUAACCUAAUGUGCAAAAUGCUUGAGAAAUUAUUUUUAGUGUGCCAGAGAAUAAUGUAUGGUAGAUUGGUUGCUGCUAUAACUGUAAAAUCUGUUCAGAGUGCAGUUUUAUUUGUUAUUGGCAUUAACUGACUGCUAAAUAGAGAGAUAUAAAACUACUGAAUAAGAAAAUCCUUUGUGUUGUAACUGUCAUAUAUUUCGAGUAUAGACUUUUUAUAUGUAUAUUGUGUUGUUAAUGUUAAACAAUUAUUUAUUUGUAUAUUAUUCAUAUUUAAGCUUCUUAUUUAUGUUGUUGUUAUUUUGUGUGUUUCUGUGUGCAUGUGUGUGGUUUUUAGUAAUAAAUUUAGUUAAAUAAUGACAGUGUGAUCACUUGACAUACUUAACAUUUGUAAUUUCUUUUAUUCUGCUUACAAUGUUUGGAAAUGCUCAGUAUUUUUAUUUAUCGUGUACUGAACAUUAUUAAUGCCUUAUUGCCAAGAUCUGAAAGAAUCUGCUAUGUUUAAAUAGGAUUUAAUAUAGUAAUCAUUGACUGAAAUAACUUUUUUACUGCAACAUUGCUUUUAUUUUUCAUUAACGGAAUGUAAAUAAAUUUCAGUCUUAUAUGGCAUCAACUAAUCUUCCAUACAUGAAGAUGCUGACUUCUUGUAAGUCUGGUUUAAAGUAUUUAAUUGUUGGUACAAAUUUAAUGCAAUCCCAAAUAUCAUUUUUGAAUUGUCAUUUGUAUCAUUUUGACAUAAAGUUGUUACAUUUA
Schistocerca gregaria is the source of this 14789-nucleotide messenger RNA. RefSeq names its product serine/threonine-protein kinase Genghis Khan (gene gek). The transcript is spliced from 32 exons. The coding region runs from base 389 to 5683 and encodes 1764 amino acids. NCBI's taxonomy places the organism in Eukaryota, Metazoa, Arthropoda, Insecta, Orthoptera, Acrididae. Gene Ontology annotation, molecular function: ATP binding; protein serine/threonine kinase activity. Gene Ontology annotation, cellular component: cytoskeleton; cytoplasm. The record is from RefSeq and is a predicted model, not a curated record. Gene Ontology annotation, biological process: actomyosin structure organization; peptidyl-threonine phosphorylation.